AUGCCGCCCCGGACCCUGCGGAUCGUGUCCUGGAAUGUGAAUGGGCUGCGGGCCUGCCUGAAGCGCACACCAUUUCGGGAUGUGGGGCAUCUUCUGGAGAGCCUAGGAGCAGAUGUGGUGUGCCUGCAAGAAACCAAGCUUCGCAAGUCCGAGGUGGUGCGAGAGCUCGCCUUGGUGCCCGGAUGGGACGCUUUUUUCGCGUGCACGCAGAAAGAAAGGGGGUACAGCGGCACGGCCACCUACGUGCGCACGGGCGUUGCGCUGCCCUUUGCCAGCGAGGAGGGCCUCACCGGCUGCCUGGGCCGGCGGGCGGGGGACCCCGAGGGCCUCCUCGCCUUCCACCCCGAGCUUGAGGGCCUGGGGCUGAUGCCCGAGGAGCUGCAGGAGCUGGACGGGGAGGGGCGCUGCGUGGUCACCGACCACGGCGCCUUUGUCCUCUUCAACCUCUACGGCCCUGCCAUCACGUCCAGCGACGACGAGGCGGCGGCGGCGCGCUUCGCGUUCAAGCUGCGCUUCUACGCCGCGCUGCAGGCGCGCUGGGACGCGCUGGCACGCGCUGGGCGCGCCGUGCUCGUCGUCGGCGACCUCAACAUCUGCGCCGCGCCCCUGGACAGCUGUGAGCCCAAGGCGUACACCUGCUGGUCCACCGCAACCGCGGCGCGCGUGAACAACCACGGGGCGCGCAUUGACCUCACCCUGGCGUCCGGCAUUGCUGUUGCAGGAGCGGGCGUCCUCCCAGGGGCGAGGGGUCAAGGCGGGGAGCCCGCGAGCUCCGCCUCGCUCGGCUCCACCUCUUCGCUCUGCAUCUGCGGCGCCGACAUCUCGCCCCACCUCCUCGGUUCCGACCACUGCCCGGUGUGGGUGGAGCUGUCGUGGCCAGAGGCCGCCUGCGCCGUGGCGGCGCCCCCCGGCGCAGCUCGGCACACGUUCCCAGACAAGCAGGUCACCCUCCAGGGGUGGCUGCAGAGGGGAGGCCCUGACCGCCGUGGGAUCGAUGCUGAGCCAGCGGCUUCCACGGCACGCGCUGGCAGCGGAGGCGGCGUGCCAAAGGCGGCCCGGGCGCCCCCCCGGCGAAAGCCCAUGCCCGACGGCGGGACGCGAGCGACGCUGAAGGCCUUCUUCAAGCCUCGGACGCCGGGCGUCGCAUCGGGUGAUGACCCGGCGAGCACCGAUGCGGAAGCACCGCUGGAGGGAGACCUGGGCGGCCACCCAGGGACCACGACCCAGCCAUCAAUCUCGCAUCCUGCUCUUUCAGACCUUGGAAAGCCCGGUCACGGCUCGGCGGGGGAGGAGCACGGCGCCACGCCGCCCCACCCAAACCGGGCAGAGACCUGCCUGGCAGCUGAGCUGGCAGCCGCCCGCGAGGCGCACGAGCGACACCUGGCGGCAGCGAAGGAGGCGUGGUCGCGCAUCAAUGGGCGCAUGGCGGCGCCGCGGUGCCGGCAUGGGGAGCCUGCCGCCCUGAAAAAGGCCAAUAAGACCGGGGAGAACCGAGGCGAGGAGGGGAGAUGGUUUUACACGUGUGCACGGCCUGCCGGGCCCCCACCACAUGGCGACUGCAACUUUUUCCAGUGGGUGGAGAAGAGGGGUGGAUCCAGUGGCCCUGCCAUCGAGAAGCGCUUCAAGGGGGCGUAA
Molecule: messenger RNA, 1635 nt
Organism: Auxenochlorella protothecoides
Lineage: Eukaryota; Viridiplantae; Chlorophyta; Trebouxiophyceae; Chlorellales; Chlorellaceae
Product: DNA-(apurinic or apyrimidinic site) lyase 2
Exons: 5
Coding region: 1-1635 (544 amino acids)
Biological process (GO): base-excision repair
Cellular component (GO): nucleus
Molecular function (GO): DNA-(apurinic or apyrimidinic site) endonuclease activity; double-stranded DNA 3'-5' DNA exonuclease activity; zinc ion binding
Source: RefSeq, a predicted model, not a curated record